This is a messenger RNA of Vairimorpha ceranae, 366 nucleotides long. RefSeq names its product dna-directed rna polymerase i. Gene Ontology annotation, molecular function: DNA-directed RNA polymerase activity. The record is from RefSeq and is a predicted model, not a curated record. NCBI's taxonomy places the organism in Eukaryota, Fungi, Microsporidia, Nosematidae. Gene Ontology annotation, biological process: DNA-templated transcription. Gene Ontology annotation, cellular component: RNA polymerase II, core complex; RNA polymerase I complex; RNA polymerase III complex. The coding region runs from base 1 to 366 and encodes 121 amino acids. The transcript has a single exon.
AUGCUUGUUUUAAAUAAAAAAUAUAAAGUUGAAUGUAUUGACAAAGAGGGAAAGUUAUACCAAAAUGUAUCUCGUGCCUAUUUACAAUGUAAUAAUAAUGAUGAGUGUAUUUUAGAUUAUCACUCUACACUUAUAAGGUUAAAUAAUGAAGACGUAUUGAAUAUUCAAAUAUAUGACAACUAUGAGACAGAAGUUAAAUGUGACUACCAAAUGAAUGGUACAAUUUAUCAAAUAGAAGAUUAUAAAGAUAAAAUAAAAGUCCAUGCCAGUUUUGGUGGUCUAUUGAUGAUACAAACACUAGAAAAGGAUGAGAUACAAGGAUUGACUAAUAGAAGUAAGAUAUCUUGUUUAGUAAGUAAAAUUUAA